Cloeon dipterum is the source of this 478-nucleotide messenger RNA. Its product is annotated as peritrophin-1-like. Gene Ontology annotation, cellular component: extracellular region. The record is from RefSeq and is a predicted model, not a curated record. Bases 62 to 352 code for a protein of 96 amino acids. Lineage: Eukaryota; Metazoa; Arthropoda; Insecta; Ephemeroptera; Baetidae. The transcript is spliced from 4 exons. Gene Ontology annotation, molecular function: chitin binding.
AGGCAGAUAAAUAGCCCAAGCGCUCUUGGCACAGCUCAAAGUAAACCAACGACUAUACAAGAUGAAGACGUUCCCCAUUCUUCUAGCUUUGGCUACUUUGCUGGCCACUUCCGUCUCUCAAGAAACACCAACUCCUACCCCAUCUGGCUGGUUCAGCUGUCCUGAGAGCGAUGGCUAUUUCCCGCACCCCUUUGACUGCACCAAAUACUUUGUUUGCGUGCGCAACAAUGCCUGGAUGUUGACCUGCCCGCCGGCACCUAGCAGCGUGCUGUGGUACAACCCUGAGAAGCAGGUCUGCGACUAUCCUGAGGCUGUCACCUGCACAGCCUCGCCGACGGGCAAAACCUUCUAAGCACGCUGCGUCUACGAUUUCUGGCCCACUGCCGCUCUCGCAAAAUACCUGUGAUAUGAAAAUGUAUUUGUAGAUUUUUAUUAGUGUUCAUUUAUUUGUUGAAUAAAAUUUAAUUUAUAUUUGGAA